Messenger RNA from Vanessa tameamea, 6326 nucleotides. RefSeq lists its product as uncharacterized. The coding region runs from base 270 to 4391 and encodes 1373 amino acids. The transcript has 11 exons. The record is from RefSeq and is a predicted model, not a curated record. NCBI's taxonomy places the organism in Eukaryota, Metazoa, Arthropoda, Insecta, Lepidoptera, Nymphalidae.
UCAUAACAUUCCUUUUUCGUUUCGUUGUGUCUGUUGUCGUUCUGUCGACCAUCUAUUCGCGAAUGCGAUCGUGCUAAUCGCGAACGAAUGUAGAUAUUUUUUUACAAGUGCUCUCGUUCCACUUUUCGUUAAUUCUAUUAAUUUUUCUUAGUUCUGUGUUUUCUGUGCUGUGGUAAAUUUAGGUUCUUUUAAAGUGAAACAAAGGCAGUGGUUAUUGAAAGCGAUGGUUUUGUGAAUAUGAUGUGACGGUUAUUAAAUCCUUGAAAAAUAUGAGUGUUAGUGUUGAAGAGGUUUCGAGUCCUUUAUCCGAAGGGCAGAAUAGCGUUUUGGAAGCGAUCAAGUCGGAAAGUGAAAUAAACAAAAAUGACAGUGUUGAGGAAGAACAGAACCAAUCGGAACCAACUACACCCAAACCUCAUCCCAUGGCUUUCACAAUUGACUUUGGUGCCCCGAAACAGUUCGAUAACCGUAAACUUGAGGAGCUAGCGAAGAAGUCCCAGGCCCGUCACCAGCGGGUACAAUCGAUGUCUGCAAGUCAGUCGAGGCCCAGUCCUGUCACCCAGAGACCACCUAUGAGCGCAAAACUUCCUCGAAAGGCGCAAGGUUAUAAUUCUGAGGGAUAUUUUUCGUCGGAUCAAGAAGACAGUGGGCUGUCAGGCUCUUUGAAACUGAGAAGAAGCCCCCUCGCUCAGAGUGAUCGCUCGAAUAUAACUAGUCCGGUAACAAAUAGACAAGAGAAAUCGCCUGUCAAUGACCUUCUCCAAUCCAAACGUACGUCCAAAAGUCCUAUAGUCGACAGCAUAAUGUCGAGAAGUGAUAAUUUUACGUCCCGUCAUGCACUGAACUUACCUCUGAAGAGUUCAAACAGUUCCUAUAUAAGAGACGUUCAUAAAUCGCCGAGUUAUUGUAAUAUUAAUAAUAAACAUCCUAUGGAUAUUAUCGAUCAGAGCCCUGAAGGUGUUAUGCUGACAGAUAUUUCUAGCCCAGAGUUGGAUAUAUUAACUCCUGACAAUGGUUUGUCCACUCCAGAACAUUCUAAAAGUCCGUUGCGUAAAAGCAGAGCAUCGUCAGUGACACCGGAUUUAUUAUUUAAAAGGUGUCCACCAAAAUCAGAACCCCUGUACAUAGACGAUGAAGAUGAUGUUGAUGAAGAAUCUAAUCAUUCAUCGACUGGUACAUAUACUAUCGAAGGUGAUAACUAUACUGAGGAACAGAAAGCUAGAAUGAGCAUAGAUCGUACUUUCGGUACUAAUAUAUACAAUGAAGCUCUAGAAGUUGCUUUAAAUAAACCUAAAAAUAUUGAGAAUGAUCCUGAAAUAAUCUUCGACUUUCCCAAUCCUCAAAGAGUUAUCACUAAAGAACCACGGAGAGACAUCUGUCUUAGGGCACCAGUCUCGUCCAAUAAAGAUAAUGAGCUACAAAAAGUUUCGAAAGAUAAAAAUGUAUUAGAAAUAUCAUGUUGCUACGAAUCACCUAAUGAAAGUGACUUGGCUUUACAAACGACAAAGCAGAUAAAAUCAACACGGAGCUAUUUAGAAAAGAUAAAGAAUAGAGUCCGGACAAUAACUGAAAAAACAUUCUCAAAAUCACCUCCUAAACAUGAUGAAGAUGCUGAUGAGGGGAUGUUUACGUCAGUCACAACAUCAGGGGUUCUCAGCUCAAAGUAUCCAUUAAAAAUUGAAAUGCCGAGCUAUAGACGGUGCAGAUUGACCAAAUCCGAUAUAGAUCAGACGGAUUAUGUACAUAGACUGCCACGAGAAUCCUCAGUGCCUGUUUCAUUACCGAGUAACAAAGGUGUUCUUGAAGAUGCUAAAUUUGAAAGCACAGCUUUGAGGAAUGCCCAAAAAGUCUUAACAGAUAGUAAUUCAGAUAUAACGACUGACCAAGUAGUGGGUAAAUUAUCUUAUUUGAGCUUAAAUAGGUGUAAAGGUGAUAAAACCUGGAUUCAGGACUGGGCUGACAGUGUUAAGAAGUAUAAUAAUAAUACAUUUGGAAAAGAAUCUGAUUUGAAUACCACUAUUUCAAUUGAAGACCGUCCACCGAUCAGUCCUAGAUUGAUACCUGGUAAGGCCCGUAGUCCGCACGGCACGCCUACCAAGAUACCGAGUCCCGUCGGUACACUGCUACACCGCAGGACACCGGAUCUCAUACCUCCUCAAGACACGGAGUCUUACUUGCUCAAAACACAAAAUGCGAUCACUAACCUCCAAGCCAAGCUGCAGUCCACCCGAGCGAAUAACUCUCACAUUCCAAACCCAUUGACCACAAGUUUGAUCAGCGAUAAGACGCUAGUCUCAAGAUUGCCACUGUCACAACUAAGCAGGUCGAACUCACUAAACUACCGUCUACGAAGGAAAGACAAUUCCGGUGACAGCAGUCCCUUAAGAAGUCCAGGAAAUUACGUCAUAACGGGAUCAUCAAAAAUACCGGAAAGCACCAAAAUUCUCCUCAACACCGCUUCGAGAUCUCUCGACCAAGACACGCGUCAUGAUUCCAACAUGAAUAGUCCAAGUUCCGAUAAGGGUUUGUUAAGCAACAGUUCAGAUGACAAAACGUUGUCAAAUAGACCGCAAUACAACGUCGAUGCGAUCCUAUCACCACACAGGAAAACUCAUACGAGGCACAGGUCUUUCGAUGGUCGGAAUCCCGCGGAUUUAUUCGCAAAUGAUGUAAAUAAUGCGAAUAAAACUGUCUGUCUCAAGACGGUCUUGAAAAACAAUGCCUUAGAAGCAAAAACCUUUCGAAUCGACCAAACGCGUUGUCAAGGUGAUCUGAAGAAAAACCAUCAAAGAGUAUACAGCGAUGGCAGGCCAAAUAAAUCCUUAUACAGCCCCAAUACAGCUUUCGGAACAUCCAUUAGGCGUUCCAGUUCAUUCAGUACCGUCAACAGAAACAAUAAUCACAUUGAACCGCGAUUGGUAUCACGAAGGUCGAGCGGUCAGUCCGAAGAAUAUAAAGAUUAUUCUGACGAAUCGGACAACGGGUCGUUUGAAAAAUCGCAAGAUUUGAGAUUCAAGAGACAAGUUCAUAGAGGCAGGGUAGAGUAUCCGGAUUUAAAAUCCAUCGUACCAUCAAAUUCCCCGAGGUGUCCUAAUACGCCUGAGAUGCAGAGGAAAUUCGGACCGGGAUUGGUCAGGAAUUCAGUCAGAGUAACCAGUAAGGAGCGGGGAUUAAACACGAGGAUGUCGGAACCGCCAAUCUCGAGAGAGGAAAGGACUAAGCCAGCCAAUCACCAGAGUCGCAGGAUAUCGGAGCCAACGAGACAGGCAGUUUUAAAUAGACUCACUAAAUCCAGAUCAUCUACAAGGGAAGUUCAUUCUAAAAAUCAGGAUAAAGGACAAAAGAAACCAAGUCAAUAUCGUUCAUCAUCGGCCCUCGCUACAAAAGAAAUGGAGUUCUCCAAUUGGAAGAAGAGAUCGUCCUAUGAUCCAAUGAAAGCGGCGCAAGAGGGUAGAAAGAAACAGCAGAUGGCGAGACGGCAGGAGUGCAACAAGGACGACCUCAGUUCGCCCAGUCAUUCGUCACCCGUUCAUCGUUCACAAUCUUUCCACACAACGAACAUUGCUGACCUGACCCUGGAUUACUCCUCGGAGGAAACUGAAGAUGACCAGAUACUCUCAACACUACCAAUCGAUCCCAUGAUCACAUCAACCCAUUCAGAUAUUCUGGACCUGAGGAAAGAUCUGAGGAGGCAGGAGGUAGUGCUGGCGAGGGAUUAUGUCACCAAUUUCCAUGUAAAUCAACCUACAGAAAAACUAAAACGUCGUGACGAUAAACGGAAAUAUCAUGACGACACCAAAGAUACAGACUACAAGGAGGCCAUAGACAAGAGGAAAACUUUCAUUCUGGACAGCGACACGAACUCCACGACCAACGGCAGCAGUCCGCGGAACUCGUCCAUAUUCAGUCACGAGAAGAACUCUCUGCACACGAGCGACACGGAGGGCGAGAGCGGCCCCGAGAGCGCGCCCGUGCUGCGCCGCCAAAAGAAGGCGCCCGUGCAGCCCAAGCAGAGGUAUAGCGGUGACUAUUCAAUGUCAUCGUCAACGACCUCGAUAAGUCACAAGAAGCCAAAAGAAAUCCAGCCUAGAUACUUAGACAUAUCUAAAUAUAAGUCUGAAAAUUCGCCGAAGAACUUCCUGAGGAGAGAUCCGAGUAAGACUUAUGUGGGGGUGCUGAAUCAUUGUGAGAAGAAGGAAGUCAGCAAGGGUAGUGCUCAGCACUACGAAAUGGAACAAAAGAAACAGGAACUAGAGAAGUGGAAAAGACGAGCUUCUUACGACCCGCGCAAGGCGGCCGCGCUCGCUAAGAACAAGGCGCCGCCCAAGACCGCCAGGUACUGGAAUAUAGAAGAGCGUGACAGAUGUCAAAAUGCAUGCAAUUCUGGAUAAAGUGUCAAUGGCAGCCAUCUUGUUGAGUAACGUCCUGCGCUCGCAGUCGUUCCACGGGCCGGUGCUGUGCGCGGCGCGCGUCCCCCCGCGCGCCCCGCGCGCCCCGCCCGCCCUCGCAGAGACCGGCGACGCCUCGAGCGAUAACGACUUCUAGACGACCGACGAGCGCCACGUGCGUCACUCCGACCGGUGGAUGGAACCAAAUGUAUAAUCUGCAGUAACCGCUUUCAUAACUGACACUGACGGAUGUCAAUGUCAAACUUUGCCGCCAAAAAUUUGAUGGUUUUUGUCGUUGAUUUUGGGACGAUGCAAUUUUUCGGUUAUUUAUCGCACAAUACGAUAUCAUAUGAUUUUUUUUUAUUAUUAUAUUUCGUCUACGAAAGUACACUUUGUAAAAGUUAUUUAGUCGUAUUUAUAGGAAUUGUUAUAUCAUAUGCACUUAUGUAAUUAAUUAAUUAGAUAUUAUAUAUUAAGAUAUAUCCGUUAAGUCAAGUAGUCUUCGAAACGGACUGACUCUCAUUUUUUUAUUAUAUUAGUAAGUAUAUAAAAAAAUAUAAUAAAUUAGUUGCUCAUAUCAUUCAUACAUCGAUUUAUUUAAUUUUAAUAAACUAAGCUUUAGUUAGUAUGUAGUAGCGAAAUUGAAACAUCACACGAGGAAUCACUUUAAUAAUGUCCUUUUUUUAUUUAAACGUCAAUCGUAUUACUUGUACAAAUGUCAUCUCAAAAACAUACGGCCUUAUUAAAAAAACCUUGUUUAACGGUCGGUUUAUAUGGAGACUAGUUUAUCUCUGUCUGUUACAAUUGAUUUGAUAUGCGAAAGAAAAAGAUAGCAAAAUUUUACUAAUCACCCCCCUAAUCGAUAUUUACAAAUGAAGCCGUUAUUUUUCACUUCUAUUUCUAUUUUAUAGGAGUACCUUUAAAUUAGUAGCUUUUAAGUUGUGUUAAAAAUGAUGUUGUCAGAAUUUGUUAAAUAAAAAUGCUUCGUCGAAUUUAAUCAGCAGUAUUUACGUCAUUAUUUUUCUUAUAACACCGUACAAGUAAAAAGGAUUGAUAUUAUGAAAUUAUUUUAAAGUCACACUACGCUAAACAGCGGCUUUCAAAUAAACUUACACAAUUAAUCUUAAAAUCAUACAAAUGAUACGCCUAAUUAUUCUAAAAACUGUCCACUAAAAAUAGAUUUUUUCUAAAACCGUUCGUUAGCGUGGUUCGACGUAAGGCAUAAUAUAAUUUAAAAAAAAAAACUUAUCAUUGCUCUAUGAAUUUAUCUAUUGUUAAUGUUUUAUUAUGAAAUAAUUUUAUAAACAAAAUUAUACAUUUAUUCGUCGCUCGUAUAGAACUAUUAAUUUACGAAUUUCUAUUUUUGUAUUUUGCAAAUAUUAAAAAAAAAAACUAUAAUAUACAAAAGUAAUACUCAUCCUAUCAGAAUGCAAAUAUAAUUUAUGAAUAAUGUAAGUUAUGCUUUCAUUUAUGUUAAAUUCCAGAGAUUAAUAAAGUCCAGUAUUGUUUUUUCGUUUGUACAAAUUAUUUAAAUUAACGAAUAAUUUGUUCGUAUGUUACGCUUUAAGCUUUCUGAACUUGAGUGGAGUGAAGUGGUUGACAAAAAAAAAAUCUUUCUAAAGUCUUGAAUUCGUCCGAAAAUGAUCUCAAUUUUCAUAGUAAUUAUAGGUAUUAUAAUCUGUAUUUUCUCUGCUCUAUUAAAUAUAAUAAAAAUAGACCGCUUCACCCAUCUCUGUUAAAAUUACCUUUCUCUAAAGAGUUAUUACUUAAAUAUGAGUAUUUCCGUGAACAGUAGUAAGCCUGGCUUCUAAUUUUUGGAGUUAAAAUGUAUAAUAAAACGCUCGAAGCAAACCGUAGAGUUUAUAUUAUAAUAGUUGAUGUUUAGCAUUUCAUAAAAGUAUUGUUUUAUCAAGGAAAUAAAACGAAUUGUAAACAAAA